Messenger RNA from Prunus dulcis (almond), 1138 nucleotides. Its product is annotated as flavanone 3-dioxygenase 3-like. The coding region runs from base 53 to 1087 and encodes 344 amino acids. Gene Ontology annotation, molecular function: dioxygenase activity. The transcript has 4 exons. Lineage: Eukaryota; Viridiplantae; Streptophyta; Magnoliopsida; Rosales; Rosaceae. The record is from RefSeq and is a predicted model, not a curated record.
UCCUUGUUAAGAUCAACUAAAUCUUUCUACCUCUCCAAAACACAGAAACAAAAUGGCUGAGACAGCUCCAGUUCUUGUUAACCACAGGCCUUUUGAACCAAACCCUAUCCUCUCCUUUGACUCCCUUGACUCAUCCAUCAUCAAACCUCAUGAUUCCAUUGCGAUUGUUGAUGAUGUUGAGAUCCCCACCGUUGAUUACUUCAUGUUAUUCUCUGAUGAUCUCGAUGAACGAUCCAAAGCCCUCGAAUACAUAGGCCGUGUCUGCAAGGACUUUGGCUUCUUCUAUCUGGUAAACCAUGGCAUAUCCGAUAGCGUGUUUGAGGGUGUUUUCAAAGGAAUUUCUGACUUCUUUAAUCCAACGGAGAUAGAGAGCCGAAAGCAGUACGAGAAAAAGAAUCCAACAGAUAGAAUUCGAUGGGGCUUACGAUCUUCUCCUGGAGAGAAUAGGGAAUAUCUCAAGAUCAUUGCGCAUCCCCAGUAUCACUGCCCUACUAAACCAUCUGGUUUCAGUGAGUCCAUGGAAGAGUAUUUCAAGGGCUUGCGAGAGGUAGUACAGGGUUUGGGAAAGGCAGUGUCAAAAGCCUUGGGAUUUGAAGAAUGCUACAUAGAAAAAGCUUUUAAGCUUGGAACGGGCUUUGAUGUGUCUGCCAUGAACCUCUACCCUCCAAAUUUCAGAUCAAAAGGUUCCAUUGGUGUACCUGACCAUACUGACCCUGGCUUCUUUGUUUCACUCAUUCAAGAUGUGAAUGGUGGCCUACAAGUAUUUUCCAAUGAUGGAAACUGCAUCAAUGUCAAUAUGCCCCCUAAUGCCAUUUUUAUAAACCUUGGGGACCAUCUUGAGAUAUUGACAAAUGGGAAAUACAAGAGCCAUGUUCACCGAGUGGUUGUGGACAACAACAAAGUGAAGAGGAUCUCAGUGGCUACGCUUCACGGACCUUCAUUGGAUGCAUUUGUUAGCCCAGCACCAGAGUUUGUGGAUGACUCUCACCCACCUGCAUAUCGUGGAAUGACCUACAAGCAAUCCUUACAAGCUAAUGGCUCCGAUGAGAUCGAUGUCCAAUCUAGCAUCGAACAAAUUCGUCUUUAACCUUGAUCUGCGGACAGUGUAAAUUGUGGGGUGUCAAUGAACUUGAACAAG